Lachancea meyersii CBS 8951 is the source of this 321-nucleotide messenger RNA. NCBI's taxonomy places the organism in Eukaryota, Fungi, Ascomycota, Saccharomycetes, Saccharomycetales, Saccharomycetaceae. The record is from the annotation of a GenBank genome assembly.
AUGAGCUUUAAUCUGGAACACGUUCUGGGCUUCAAAGUUAAAAUCACCAAUGUGCUCGAUACGGUGACUGUGGGUCGCAUUUACUCAUACAACUCUUCGAAUAACACAAUCACUCUUCAAGAAUCAAGGAAAGGUCCUAGUCAAUCGCAGCAAUUCAAAGUCAUCAAGCUAAGUUUUGUCAAGUUUCUGGAGGUCGUGGGAGAAAAACCUCAAAAAAACAGUUUCAAAAGAGAUCCUAUCAAACCAUCAGAGGUGAGUAUCGAGAGCAUCCAGGAAAUGCUGCAGAAACGAAUCGAAAGUGCUCGAAGUAGUCAGAGCUGA